Camarhynchus parvulus is the source of this 2217-nucleotide messenger RNA. RefSeq names its product T-cell immunoglobulin and mucin domain-containing protein 4-like. Lineage: Eukaryota; Metazoa; Chordata; Aves; Passeriformes; Thraupidae. The record is from RefSeq and is a predicted model, not a curated record.
CACAAAGAAGAUAAUUUUUCUUGAAUGAGAAGGGUGCACAGGAGCGUUGUUUGUCACCUUCAGCCAGAAUGUUGUCUCACAUCUGCCUGACCUGGCUUCUCCUGCUGCUGCUCACAGGCUCCACAGUAUCAGAAUUAAUUGUGAUAGGAGAGGUGGGGCAGGACAUCACUGUGCCCUGCGGCUACAGUGUCCAGAACAGAAACAGUAUCACAUCCAUGUGCUGGGGCCGGGGCAGCUGCCCCAAUUCAAAGUGUUCCCAGCCCAUUAUCUGGACAGAUGGCUGGAGGGUGACACAGCAGCACAGCAGCAGGUACCAGCUGAAAGGGGACCUGCACAGGGGGGAUGUGUCCCUGACAAUUGUGGACGCCAGGGAAUCAGACUCUGGGACCUACUGCUGCCGUGUGGAGAUCCCAGGGUGGUUCAAUGAUCAACUGAUUCAUCGCAAGGUUGUGGUGAAGAAAGCAAGGAUCUCUACUGCAAGUCCUCACACUUACACCUCUGAACAGACCUCAGGUCCUGGCAGCACCAGGGAAUCCUCCUUCACUGGCACAAGGACCUGGCCAUCGGUUUCUGCUUCAGAAGCUCCUCAGACUGCCUCUACUCCCUGCUCAGGCCCCUCAGACUGCCUGGAUGUGGCUGCAAACCUGCAGCAGCAUGUCAAAUCUGGAAAUGGAGAAAUGAGACUUCAGUAGGACUCACUCAGCUCAGGAAAGGAUAAGAUCUGGUUUCCUAUUCUUCCACUCACUGCCCUGGUGUCUCCAUCAGCCAGAAUGUCCCAUUUUGUGCUGUUUUACUGGAUGGUGAUACAGAUCUUUAUGGCACCCACGGUGUCUGACACCGUUGUCCGAGGGACAGAGGGACAGCCCGUGACCCUGCCCUGCUCCUACCGCGUGGCGCGGCGCAAGGACAUCUCCGACAUGUGCUGGGGCAGAGGCCCCUGCCCCAGCUCCAAGUGCACCAACAAAAUCCUGCACACCAGUGGCACCAAGGUGACGUUCAGGGCGUCUCAGAGGUACAGCCUGCGCGGGUUUGUCGCCUUUGGGGACGUGUCCCUGACCAUCGGGGCGGCCGGGGCGGAGGACGCGGGCGUGUACUGCUGCCGCGUGGAGAUCCCCGGCCUCUUCAACGACAUCAAACGCAACAUUCGGCUGCAGGUGGCCAGAGCCCCUCCAGUGACCACCACCACCACAGAAGCUCCUGUUUUCUCCAAAUAUUUUACAGAAACAACUUCUGCCCCUCAAGCAACCUCUGAUCUCCUGCCAACACCAGAGACUACAGUCCUGCUGACAACCAGCCCCCUUCCACCAGCAACCACAGCCCCCCGGUCUCCAGCAGUAACUACAGGGGACACCUCUGCUCCCCCAACCAUUGCUGGGACAGAAAAUGAUAUUUUUCCUGUGACUGUGGUGGAAAUGAGUGCUCCCCCAGAUUUUCCAGCCACUUCCCAAGCAGCUGAUGUGACAACUGAAGAUGACAUGUUCUGCUCCACGCUCCCUGGAAGCACAGAGGUGACCACUGAAUUGCCAGGUACACUUCCAGCUGCAGAGGAAACCACCACCUCUGUCCUGAUGGAAGAGCUGUCAGUCAGGGAGCUUUCAGCAAAUUCCGAUGGCAAUGCUGGGAAAUAUGAAGAUAGAGGAGAUGAGGCAAAACUUCCUUUUCCCAGCUCUGCCAUUGUCAUUGCCUGUGUCAUAGCGGGGUCCAUCCUUUUGGGCUUGUUGGUUUGGAAACGUAAACAGACAAAGAAGUUUAUAGUAAAAAGUGUUGGACCACCAGAAGAGACUGACAAAGUUUUCAGUGGUGCUGAAGGAGAAAACAACAUUUUUUCCCUGUGAAGAGCUCCUACAUCACCUGCAGAUGCCAUGGGAAAUAAAAAGGGCCUGAUCCAUGCUGCACUGAGAGAUACUUGUGAGCCCUCGAAAUAUCAGCGGGUAAAAAACAAAGGCCAAAGCUCCCACCAUGAAAAUUUAAAAUCUUUGUGCAAAUUUUCCCACAUCACCCUUAAAACUCACUGCAUAAAGAAGCUUAUUUGAGAAGGGUCUUUAUGCAUUAUUCAUGGAUGCUUCUGGCAUCUGCCUUCUUACUAGCACCACGUUGCACAAUUGAAUUUGUUUUUCUCCAUUUUUACUAAUGCUCUUCCUUGAAUACAACUUGUACUCUGAGGAGCAGAAGAGAUCACAUGGAAGGCUGCCUAUCUUCAAAUUGCCAUAAAGAAAG